This is a messenger RNA of Mizuhopecten yessoensis (Yesso scallop), 2200 nucleotides long. Its product is annotated as solute carrier family 28 member 3-like. Gene Ontology annotation, biological process: nucleoside transmembrane transport. NCBI's taxonomy places the organism in Eukaryota, Metazoa, Mollusca, Bivalvia, Pectinida, Pectinidae. The coding region runs from base 171 to 1619 and encodes 482 amino acids. The transcript is spliced from 9 exons. Gene Ontology annotation, molecular function: nucleoside:sodium symporter activity. Gene Ontology annotation, cellular component: membrane. The record is from RefSeq and is a predicted model, not a curated record.
UACUGAUGCGUGUCGACGUCAGUGAAUACUUGAAUAGAUAUCUCCUAGACGUGUUCAGGUGUAGCACCUGUCAACUACCUGGAGUGAAACCUGUCUUACUACAUAUUGGAGAGAAAGCUUACGAGAGAAAACAACGCUCUACCCGCUGACAGAGAGACACAUCAGUUAACAUGUCAACCGCAGGAGUCGAGUUGAAGACCGUGAAACCUCUGGGCCACAAAAAUGGCGACGCUGACUCGGCCCUAGGGAGUAGCGUGGGUGUGGACAAUGUCGCCCUGAAGCUGGAGGACGAGGCCACCACCAAUGACAAGACUCAGAAGACAACGAACGGCGUCCCUGCCCCGGCGGUUGAGUUUGAACAGACUACAGGAUUUGUUUACCAUCUUCAGACGUCUGUACGGACCACGUACAAUACAUACAAUAAUGGCAUAUGGACUUGCGUUAACGUCAUACUGCUGGUGUUAUACUUCAUCUAUUUCGGAUUCGCCAUGGCACACGAGAAGUUCGGGGACGAGGGUUCGAUUCGACUGCUUGUUUGUACGAUUCUAUUUGUGAUCGGGCUGUGCUUGCAUUUCUUGUUCAAACACUACGGUAACACAAUGAGGAUGCCGAAAAUUAAUAUGGACCCGGACCGCAAAGAGAAGAUUCUCAAAAUAGGUUACAUCGCCAUUGUCGCAGCAAUUGUUAUCUUUAUCAUCGUCUACAUAAUUGCUGUAGUUGCAAUUAACAGCCCCGACAAUCUCAUCAGUUUGACAGGCCUCGUCUUCUUUGUGUUCGCUUUCUUCAUCUGCUCUCGAAAUCCAGCCCAGAUUAAAUGGCGUCCGGUGUUUUGGGGACUUGUUAUCCAGUUCUUCUUUGCUCUUCUGAUUCUGCGCUGGCCCUUCGGGUACCAGGCUUUUCUGUGGCUCGGGGAUCGCGUAUCCGAAUUUCUGGCCUACUCCGACAAGGGCGCCAUCUUUGUGUUCGGGGACAAAUACACAGAUCAUUUCUUCGCCUUUAAGGUGCUGACUGUGAUCGUGUUCUUCAGUACAGCUGUCUCUGUGCUUUAUUACAUUGGUGUGAUGCAGUUUAUUAUCCGUUAUCUGGCCCGUUUCAUGUCUUCUGUCAUGGGAACCUCUCCUACCGAGUCUCUGAAUGCCGCUGGAAAUAUCUUCAUCGGACAGAGCGAGGCACCUUUACUUAUUCAACCAUUCCUGAAGGAUAUGACAAAUUCGGAGCUUCACGCUGUUCUGACAGGAGGGUUCGCCACUAUAGCCGGAAGUGUCAUGGCGGCGUACAUAGCGAUAGAUGUGCCCGCUAACCAUCUCUUGUCCGCCUCUGUCAUGUCCGCACCCGCCGCCCUGGCUAUGUCCAAGCUGAUAUGUCCGGAGACUGAGGGAAGCAAGUCUGACCCCGAGAAGGUUUAUAACAUGGAGGCGAGCCCAGAAAGGAAUGUUAUCGAAGCUGCUUCAAAUGGCGCCUCCCAGUCCAUCAAGCUGAUAGCAAACAUUGCUGCGAACCUGAUUGCCUUUAUUGCUGUUUUGGAGUUUAUCAACGCUACGCUUGAUUGGUUCGGUUCACGUGUAGGACUGGAGGAACCUGACUAUGAAAGAUUGACAUUUCAAGUAAGUUCGUCAUAACAUCCUCGUGUCAUUACUAAAAUGAUUAUUCAAUGAUGAUGUAAGUAACUUAUGUUAAGCGGGCCACGUAGAGGGAACCAAAAUAGCAAGGAUACUAUUGCUUCUAGGUAGGUCUCUAACGGAUUGCUGAGCACCAAUGACAUAGCCUUUAUUGUUGACACAUUACAAGUAUCCCCGGAGAUACAAGAGAUACUGCUGCAGGUCACAUCUGAACCCUACUACACUGUGUAUCAACAUUUAUGUAAACAAUCCUGUACAAUGUUCAGAUAGUAAUUGAUACAAUUCGCACAUAUUUCGUUCUACCAAACCUGCAAUCUUUCUAUGUUGACAGCCUUGCCAAUUUUUCAAAUCAGUUUUAAGAUUCAUCUUUCAGAAUAAUAGUUGCGAUAAUUCGUUUUCUUAUAAUCUGUGGUUAGGACAAAAAGAUGGCGUUAACCCUGUAUGAUGCAGUGUAAUUCAUUUUUGGCAUACUGUAUCUGUUACAAACUUUUCGAAGGUGCACUUACCUGUGUGUGCGUUACGUUCAUCUGUAUGUGUGUGAUACGUUCAUCUAUCUGUGUGUGUUACGUUAAUAACUUUAU